Poecilia reticulata (guppy) is the source of this 1384-nucleotide messenger RNA. NCBI's taxonomy places the organism in Eukaryota, Metazoa, Chordata, Actinopteri, Cyprinodontiformes, Poeciliidae. The record is from RefSeq and is a predicted model, not a curated record.
CACCCACCACAGUUUGCCUGUUUGAAGCUCCAGGCCACAUUCAUCGUUGGUAUUUGGUGGAACGAUUCAGAACGAGGCCUUAAAAUGCCCUCGAGACAAAACUCCCCGUGUUUUUCCCUUACGUGCUUUUUUCUGCUACUUCUGUUUAAAGCUCUACUUCCGGGUCUGGCUGCCCGGCCGUUACUUGUGUUUUUACUCGACGGCUUUCGUUAUGACUAUUUAGAUGAACUACAUGAACUUCCGGGGUUUCGCGAGCUCGUGGAGAGAGGAGUGAAGGUGGACUACAUGACUCCAGAUUUUCCGAGUCUGUCAUACCCAAAUUACUAUUCCUUAAUGACAGGCCGUCACUGUGAGACCCAUCAGAUGGUUGGAAAUUACAUGUGGAAUGAAGACUUAAACAAAGAGUUCCUUAUUGGAACCAAUCCUGAUAGUCGGUUGCCUCUUUGGUGGAAUGGAUCAGAACCUCUCUGGGUCACCAUGCAAAACCUGGGAAAGAAAGUUUUCAUGUACUUCUGGCCUGGCUGUGAAGUGGAAAUUCUGAAUGUCCGUCCAGAAUUCUGCGAAGAAUAUGUUGACAGUCCAUCAAAAGAAGAUCUUAUACAUUCAAUAAMCAGUUCACUUGCUGCCUUGAGUUCAGGAAAAGCAGACAUGGCAGCUGUUUAUUAUGAGAAAAUAGAUGUGGAAGGACAUCACUUUGGCCCAGARUCUCUUCAGGUCAAAACAGCUGUGCAACACCUCGAUCUCACCAUGCAGAUCCUAAACCAAAAAAUCAAGGACAGCAACCUGGAGAAUCAGCUAAAUGUGAUGUUAUUUUCAGACCAUGGUAUGACAAAGAUCCAGUGGAUGGAGAAGGUGAUAGAAUUGGACAAAUAUAUAGACAUGUCAGACAUUGUGAAGAUGAUGGACAGAGGACCAGUAGUCAGCCUGUGGCCUAAAAAUACCACAUACCAAAAGGUCUAUGCUGCCUUGAGCCAGGUCCAUAACAUGCGUGUCUAUUCCAGGCAGGAAAUCCCUGAACGRUUCCUUUACAAAAAAGGGAACUUUGUUUCCUCUCUCACUUUGGUUGCUGAACCAGGCUGGUUUAUCACUAAGGUAUGAAAUAGCAUUAUAUCAACAUAUGUAAUUUUUUAUUUGUUAUCUCAUCCGUUUUAGAGUAUUUGCCUAUGAAAAUAGAACAUGAUUUUGCAGCUAAUAGUUUAGUUACAAAGUAAAAUAAAUAUCAAAGUUAAAAAGAAGCCUCACCUUAAAUUCAGUGUAUUUACUUACGAAAUUGCUCAUUUGCAAUUGCAAAAUAAAAAACUAACUGCCCACAUAAAAAAUAAAUAUACUAAGCAUGUUAAACUUCAGCACACUUGAAGCUAUGGAGGAAUUCAAAGGUGCUAAA